Molecule: messenger RNA, 5630 nt
Organism: Salvelinus namaycush (lake trout)
Lineage: Eukaryota; Metazoa; Chordata; Actinopteri; Salmoniformes; Salmonidae
Product: phospholipase DDHD1-like
Exons: 13
Coding region: 806-3433 (875 amino acids)
Cellular component (GO): cytoplasm
Molecular function (GO): metal ion binding; glycerophospholipase activity
Source: RefSeq, a predicted model, not a curated record
AUUACCGCAAAAAACACAGGAGAAGUUGAGAUUUACUGAACAAAAUAUAAACAGGGCCGAUUGCUUAAUGUCGGCACAGAUAGCUAGCAACUUUAUUUGUAGGCUAAAAUAAUCAUUCCAUUCAAUAAUAACAGCCUAAUGUUGUUGUUGUCAUAACAAGGCAAUUUGACAGGAACCUACCAGCCGAGGACCAUGGCGGCGGUAACAACGAAACAUAACGAUAUGACAGUAAUGUAAAAUAAUGGAGAAUAUUCAUACAACGUAAUUAGAAACACCGCUGCCAUUUUUUUUUAUCUUGGCUGAAGAUAAAUAAACGAAUGUAUGAUUAAACCCGUGGAGAAAACAAUAUUCGUAUACUUCAAAGCAGUUACUUCCGUCUUUCAACUACGGUGGCCAGUGCACCAUCUGCCCCUCAUGCGCAAUCUUUUCGCGCAUUUGGGAGGAGGAGCACGUAGCCUACCAUUGUAAUAAUGUUAUAAGCAAAUCGCAGAUAGGCAUGCGAAUAGAAUAAGUGAACAGGUAAACCUACUGGCAGUGACAAAAUGGGUCUCUGAGUAGUAGGAUAUCUAUCAGUAAUUUCAAAAAGUCUCAAAUUUUGUAGCCUAUAUCUGGGUACUGAGUGGAUGAACCGGCUCAAAGAUGGUGGCAUUUGCAGUAAUCAAGGAGAAGGUUUGGAAACCGUUAGUCCUGGACCUUUGAUGACUGUCAAUCAAAGGUCAACAAGAGGCGCAGAAAUAAAUACGUUUGAGAACGUAGGACAUAUUGUUUUUUAGGGAACAAACUGUUGAUUUUUUUUUGUCAAGUCAUGAGCAAUUUUAAGGACAUUAAGUCGACUACCCGUCGACUGAGCUCGGAUAAUAAUUCCGUGAGCAGCAAUGACUGGGAUAUGGCCAAUGAUGUGUUUGUGUCCUGCUACGAGGAACCGAUGGGAGAGACUAUACACGGGGCGAUGGACUCGGUCCAGUCCGGCUUGGAAAUGCACUUGCCUCCGUUGCUGCUAGGCGAUCACCGUUUAUCUCAAGACGGCAUGAUAUUGGGCCUAGUGGAGGAAACUUACUCGGGCUAUCACUCUCUCCCCGACUCAGGGACAGGCUAUUUGGACAUCACAAACGACCUGAAGUACACCGAAAGUGAUGGGAAUGUGACUACAAAGAAGCGGAACCGCUCCAACAGUUCCAGACACCGCGGGGAGGUCGUCACCGAGCUGGGACCCGAGGAAGUGCGAUGGUUCUACAAAGAGGACAAGAGAACCUGGAAGCCAUUUGUUGGACACGACUCUUUGAAAAUUGAAGUCAUUUAUCGCAAAUUAUGUGAACUAAACCCCUGCAAGGUGAAAUGUCCCACCGAACCAGAGAACGCCAGUGGGUCAGCCACGGGGUCCGAGGCCCAACCGGAGGAUGUGGCGGAUGGGGGAGCUGUUCAAGCGGAUCCGGUAACAGGGGAAGGUGGAGGGGAGGGAGGAUACGAGACGGAUGACAUCGACCUGGAUUCCAUAAGUGUCAACGUUGAGGCUGUUUGCGUCAGAGGGGGUCUCUAUGAAGUGGAUGUCAAAGAGAAAGAAUGUUACCCCGUCUACUGGAACCAGCAGGACCGUAUUCCUGUGAUGAGGGGCCAGUGGUUCAUCGACGGCACGUGGCUUCCUCUGGAGGAGGACGAGAGUGACCUCAUCGAGCUGGAGCACCUGGCCCGUUUUCGUGGCCACCAGAUGAGGGAGAUCUACGAGACUGCCACCGAAGUGGUGACCACCACAGUGGACAGCAAGGACGCAAUCCACAGUUUGAAACUAAGCCGAAGCCAUGUGGACUGGCAGAGUGUGGACGAGGUGUAUCUCUACAGUGAUGCCACCACCUCCAAGAUCGCACGCACUGUCACCCAGAGACUGGGCUUCUCCAAAGCUGGCAGUAGUGGAACGCGUCUCCAUCGGGGCUAUGUGGAGGAGGCAGCGCCCGAAGACACACCGCCCGAAACAACACACAUUGUCUUUGUGGUGCAUGGGAUUGGCCAGAAGAUGGAUGAGGGCCGCAUCAUCAGGAACACAAGCAUGAUGAGGGACGCUGCUAGGAAGAUGGAGGAGAAGCAUUUCUCCGAUCGUUCCACAGAGCAUGUGGAGUUCCUUCCUGUGGAGUGGAGGUCCAAACUGUGCCUGGAUGGAGACACCGUGGACUCCAUCACUCCAGACAAAGUUCGAGGACUCAGAGACAUGCUCAACAGCAGUGCUAUGGACAUCAUGUACUACACCAGCCCCCUGUACAGAGACGAGAUCACUAGGGGUCUAACUCAGGAGCUGAAUCGGCUAUACACACUCUUCUGCAUGCGGAACCCCGAGUUUGAGGAGAGUGGCAAGGUGUCCAUCGUGUCCCACUCCUUGGGUUGUGUCAUAACCUUCGACAUCAUGACAGGCUGGGACCCCGUACGCUUCCGUCAUGAAGAACUAUCGCCGGACACAAAAGACAUGCAAGAGUGCUGGUCAAGCUAUCAGGAACGUCACCUACAAGAGGAGCUGAGACUCACACGACUCAGGUUACGGGAUUUGGAAAAUCAGUUUGCUGGUUUGCAAUCCCCAUCAUCUGAAGGUUCUUCUUCAGCCUUGAAAUUUAAGGUGGAGAACUUCUUUUGCAUGGGUUCUCCCCUGGCCGUGUUCUUGGCGUUGCGAGGGAUCCGACCGGGGAACAACGUGACCCAGGAUCACAUCUUACCCAAAUCCAUCUGCCAACGUCUCUUCAACGUCUUUCAUCCUACCGACCCUGUGGCGUACCGAUUGGAGCCCCUAAUCUUAAAGAACUACAGUAACAUUUCACCUGUCCAAAUACACUGGUAUAACACAAGUAGUCCGACUCCGUACGACCAGAUCCGUCCCACGCUUCUCAACCCUGCACUGAAGGAAAGUACAUCCGUCUCGGACACGGAGAGCCUCCCUAGCCCCUGUACCUCCCCCCCUCAGGCCCGAAGACACUACGGAGAGUCCAUUACGAACCUGGGGAAAGCCAGCAUUAUGGGCGCGGCAAGUCUCGGCAAAGGCAUCGGCGGGAUCUUCUUCUCCCGCUUCUCGCGCUCAAGUGGUCACGUGGGCGGCGUGGAGGAGGAGCCUUCCGACUCGGAGAGCGGGGUCUUGGAGGUGGAUAAUGCCGUGUCAGGGGAGGAGGGCGUGGCUGCGGAGUUAGUGGAGAAGUUAGCGGUAGUCGAGGAGACGAGAGAAAUAGAGCACUCCAUGUCUCGUUCCAGCUCGGCUAUCCUGGACAACACCACAUUGGAGUUGGAGAGGCGUAUUGACUUUGAACUGCGAGAGGGCAUGGUGGAGAGCCGCUAUUGGUCGGCGGUGACCUCUCACACUGCCUAUUGGUGUUCACACGACGUGGCACUAUUUCUUCUCACUUUCAUGUAUAGACAGGAGUAUCCCACUCAGCUCUCUGGGGAUAACCCAGAGUUAUCGUAACCCACAGCCAACACACACACAAACACACCCACUUGAUCUUGCAACCAGACCGAGGAGACAUAUCUGUGUGUCAGAGACCACUCCACAACCUGUGGUCAGCUGGUGGUGAUCUCGUCAGAGACCGUUCCCUUUACCCUAUGGUUCUAAUAGUGACUGUUCCUCUAAUGUUCCCAAUGCUGUCAAUUCAUCCACCCUGUGGGUUUAUUGAAUACCGCCUCCCCUCCAAAGCACCCACCAACCCCAAUUAAGACUGUUCCUCUUUCCUGUGAAUGUAAAUGAUGACUGUCUCUUGGACUGUGUUGGUGUCGGACACAGCUUUGACUCGGUCUGUGUGACUCCUGAAACUGUAGCCAUGGCUCAAGCCUAACCUCUCUCAACUCUGAGCAUCAACACUCAUUCAGAUGUUUAGCCGGUUGAGAGAGUUACAUUCAAAUCCAUCCUUUCAUGGUCUGAAUGCCUCAGAGAAGCACACUGAAACCCAUUCAAUUGCAUCGUUUGAUUUCAACCCGUCAGGUCGAUCAAAGUGGAUUGUUAUGGAAGGGUUGAAGUAGCCAGACGGAACACUGCACUCACCAUUGUUUUAUCCGUUCAGUCCGGUUUAACCUGGCUAGGGUUAAAGCCAAAUUAAUGAUGAUGACAUUGGAUGGAGCAUACUAAGACAAAAUGAAAUGCAGCUCUAUAUACUAACUGUACUGCUAUGACGAUGCGUGGAGUCGCCAAAUUAUGUUUACACUAACUGACUAACUGCAAGACUAGGCUGAAAGAUACUAAUGUUGGAUACACAACUUUAGCAAAGUUGCCAAAUACAGUUUUUGUUUAGCUCUCUCUUAUAACAGUGGCAGGUUCGGUCGGUUUUGCUGGUCCAUAGGAAGGCCACCGAAUUGCUUUGUUCUAUUGUGAAUUGUCCUGAUCGAAAAGAGCACUCCAUUUGUAAUACUAACACUGACAUGUUGCACAUAUACGGUAGCUUUACAUUUUUCUCCACUUUCUAGUCAGACAACAAACAGAGAUACGACAUAUCAGUAAAACAAGAGGAACACACACACACAUGAAGGACUCAAAACGUUUCAUGUGCAUCCACGGAACUAAACAGAGUUGCAGUGGAGAAGUCUGCAGAGUACACUCCUUAUUACUCUAACACUUUAUUUAAAUCAAUAACUAUUCGGGCCAAAAUGAAAACGAAGCAUGAUAUGCAGUAUGUACAUAGACAGGGAUGAAUAUGCUCUGCUUAAGAUUGUCUUGCUAGUAGUGAGGGAGUGUAGCAUGCCGGCUCAUUGAAAGCCACCUGGAGGGUUCCUCCAUGAUUUUUUCAAGUAAAAAAUAAAUAAAUGUAUUACACUAACACUGAAUGACAUCACUCAAAUUGGAUCUCUGCCAUAAUCAAUGAUCAAUCAAGCUUGCCAUCAGGAAGUUUUUUUUAAAUGUUUGGUGUCAUGUAUUUUGUACACAGUAUGUGUUAAGAGUAUGACUUUUUACUUUCUUGUGAAUGUUUGCUUUUUAAGUUCUCCUCAGAUGUGUUUGAGUGCAUCCCUUGUUAAGUCAUACUGUCAGAUUCCUAGGUAUGCUACUGUGUCAUCCCAUUGCAUCUGCGCUUACAAAUGCCUGAUUCACACUAUAUGGCCGAGCCGAACUGUACUGUGCUGGCACAGAUAUUUUCUUUUCACAUUGUCCUUUCUAGCCGUCAUUCCAGCAACUAUGGUGUAUAUGUAACCAGGCCAGUCCAAUACAGCUUGAUUAAGUUUGGCUCAGUAGUGUGAAAAGAGUAUUUAGAGAAUUUUGUUCGUGCUUCUCCUUGGUUUUGCAUAUCCUGGUUUACAUGUCACACUGUCACUGUUACACUCAAACAUAGCAAGCUGAUACCUCCUUCUUCCUUAUGAUACAACUUACCCAUUCAUGUGCCAUAAUGUUUAACUGACAUAGAUGUCUUCUCUUAAUUGUGCAUAGAGUUGUCAUUCGAGGCAAAAUGUACUGUACCCUAAGGGCAUUGAAUUGUGAUUGAUUGUGUUGUGGGUAGUCUAUUCUUCAGCUAUACUCCCAUUUGCCUUGCACUAGAGGACACUAUUUUUCUGUCAUGUUUCCACUUACUGCCCAAUCCACUGUCAUGCUCAUUGCUCACUCUUUUUAACCUGUGUUUUGUUCAAAUUAAUGAUGUAAUGUUUAACCUUGGUAAACCUUUUGUUAUACAUUAAAAUGUAUC